Molecule: messenger RNA, 1560 nt
Organism: Stylonychia lemnae
Lineage: Eukaryota; Ciliophora; Spirotrichea; Sporadotrichida; Oxytrichidae
Source: the annotation of a GenBank genome assembly
AUGAUAGAUAUUCCAGUUGAAAGAAAAGAGAAAAAUCCACUUCACAACAUCAGGAAGAAUGACAAUGAGACUUAUGAUUCUGAAUGCUUAAUAGAAGAGGAAAAAGAAUUGAAACUAACUCAAGCAAACGGAGUUUUGAAUCUGAUAUAGUCAACCUAUCAAAAUGAGUAAAUUAAGCAGUAGACACUUGUUCAAAGCCUCAGCUAACCAUCACCGUUUUCACUGUUCUCAACUGCUCCUGAUACUUCUGGCUAUGUUGAGAAGGAGUUAAUGAAUUACUUCAAUGUCCAAUACUAUGGGAAACUUUACCUUGGCUCCCAAUAAGAGCAGAUGACUUUUAUCUUCGAUACAGGCUCAAGUUGGCUAUGGGCUCCAACAACAGAUUGCACAGGUGCAAAUUGUCAUCCAUCUGAGAAAUAUGAUACAAAACAGUCAGGUUUUUACCAGGUAUUAGCUGAUAUUCCAACAAGUAUCAAGUAUGGCACAGGUGGUGCGGCAGGCUAUCUGUCUAAGGAUUAAGUAUGCUUAUCAAAAAAUCAAUCGACUUGUAUGAAAGACUACAGCAUUCUUUCUGUAUUCAGGACAAGUGAGCUCGAUUCUUUGUAAGCUGAUGGAAUCUUAGGUCUAGCACCUUCUAAUCAAAGAACUAAAUCCUCAGUGUUUGUUGAGGAAUUAUUUAAACAUGGUAUCAUAAAAGAAAGAGUAUUUAGCUUUUAUGUGAGCAAAGGCUAAAGUAGCAGUAGAGUUACAUUCGGGGGUUAUAAUAUGGAUUACGCUGCUCCUGCUGCAGAUGGAUAAAACCAAAGUAUAACUUGGAAUUACUUAAUUAAUUCUAACUAUUGGAGUCUCUCACUUGUAAAGGUAUCUCUCGGAGAUAAAACUCUAAAAUUGUCUACUAAGUCAGCCAUCGUAGAUACCGGCACUUCAUUUCUCUUAAUGCCAAGCAGUGAUUUCAGUCAAUUUUUCUCUUACUUCUCAUAAAAGAUGCUUUGUGGAAUUGAUAAGACCUACAAUUUAUAUUUCUGUCUUUGCACUCCAGAGAAUCUUAAGACAUUCCCAUCUCUUAAGAUUCAGCUUGGCAAUAAUGUUUACUCAAUGCCUUGGGAAUCAUACAUUUAAAAGAUAAUGAGUAUGGACUUCCCUUAUGGAACAGGAUUCUGGAUAUUAGGUGAUAAUUUCCUAAACAACUACUAUACAAUUUUUGACCUCGAAUAGCAAAGAGUCGGUUUUGUGGGAUCUGUGGCAUACGAAGAUAUACCAAGGAGUAUUAUGGAUUACAUCCAAAUGAUUGUGGUUGGAUUAUUGAUUCUUAUCAUUAUUUAUGGAGGCUAUCAAAUUUGCUUUAAUAAUAACAAAGAAUCAGUCAAUUAUAGAGAAAUUUAAAGGGCUAAUGCUAUUUCUGAUGAUAGAGAAAACAAUCACUAUGUUCAGUUAGCAGGAGAAUACAAUGCCCCUCAUCAAACUAUUUCACGAGCACACUCUGAUCUCUUAAGACAACCUUAAGCAAUUAAUGAAAAUUAAAACAAAGAUCAAGGAAGUAAUCAAAGACUGAUUGCUUGA